GGGAGCCGCAGCGGCGAGGGCCUGGCGCGGCGCCGGGCAGCGCGGCCUGCAUGAGGUUGAUGCUGCUCUGCUGCACCUGGAGGGACGAGCCUAUGGGAGAGGACGAAGGGACCGACCUGCCUGUAUGUGCGAGCUGCAGCCACGGUAUCUACGAUGGGCAGUACCUCCAGGCCCUGAACGCGGACUGGCACGCCGACUGCUUCAGGUGCUGCGAGUGCGGGGCCUCGCUGUCCCACCAGUACUACGAGAAGGAUGGACGCCUGUACUGCAAGAAGGACUACUGGGCUCGCUUCGGGGAGCUGUGCCACGGCUGCUCCGAGCAGAUCACCAAGGGGCUGGUCAUGGUGGCCGGGGAGCAGAAGUACCACCCCGAAUGCUUCAGCUGCCUCAACUGCCACGUGUUCAUCGGGGACGGGGACACCUACGCGCUCGUGGAGCGCUCCAAGCUGUACUGUGGGCACUGUUAUUACCAGAUGGUGGUGACGCCAGUCAUCGAGCAGAUCCUGCCAGACUCGCCAGGCUCCCGCAUCCCGCACACCGUCACGCUCGUCUCCAUCCCCGCCUGCUCCGAUGGGAAGCGAGGGUUCUCCGUGUCCAUUGACCAGCACUGCAGCUCGCAGGGCUGUGGCUCUGAGCACUCACACACUGUCCGCGUCCGAGAAGUCGAUCCAGAUUGCAUCAGCCCUGACAUGAAGAACUCCAUCCACGUGGGAGACCGUAUCCUGGAGAUCAACGGCACACCCAUCGGGCACGUGCCCCUGGAUGAGAUUGACCUGCUGAUCCAGGAGACCAGCCGCCUCCUCCAGCUGACCAUCGAGCAUGACCCCCACGAGCCCCUGGCCCGUGAGUCAGCCCUGGAGUGCAGCCCGCUGUCUGACCUGCACAGUCCUCUGCGCUCCCCGGCCCUUACACCCUGUGGGGAGGCCAGCACCAUGCGUCAGCGGGCAGUCAUGAGGAGUUGCAGCACGGACAAGUCACCUGCCUCUAGCUCUGUGGGCUCACCAGCUUCCCAGCGCAAGGACAUCAGCCGUUCCGAGUCACUCCGCGUGGUCUCCCGCACGCACCGCAUUUUCCGCCCCUCGGACUUGAUCCAUGGCGAGGUGCUGGGAAAGGGCUGCUUUGGCCAAGCCAUCAAGGUGACACAUCGGGAGACGGGCGAGGUGAUGGUCAUGAAGGAACUGAUCCGCUUUGACGAGGAGACGCAAAGGACCUUCCUCAAAGAGGUGAAGGUGAUGCGUUGCUUGGAGCACCCUAAUGUGCUGAAGUUCAUCGGGGUGCUGUACAAGGAGAAGAGGCUCAACUUCAUCACGGAGUACAUCAAGGGGGGCACCUUGCGGAGCCUGAUCAAGAGCAUGGACAGCCACUACCCAUGGAGCCAGCGAGUCAGUUUUGCCAAGGACAUUGCAGCUGGCAUGGCCUACCUCCACUCCAUGAACAUCAUCCACCGCGACCUCAACUCUCACAACUGCCUAGUGCGGGAGAACAAGAGUGUAGUCGUGGCCGAUUUUGGGCUGGCACGCCUCAUGGUGGAUGAGAAGAACCAGCCCGAGCAUCUCAAGAACUUGAAGAAGCCGGACCGGAAGAAGCGCUACACGGUGGUGGGCAACCCCUACUGGAUGGCCCCUGAAAUGAUCAAUGGCCGGAGCUACGAUGAGAAGGUGGACAUCUUCUCCUUUGGCAUUGUCCUGUGCGAGAUCAUCGGCCGAGUCAGCGCUGACCCCGACUACCUGCCCCGCACUACGGACUUUGGCCUCAAUGUGAGGGGGUUCCUGGAUCGCUACUGCCCUCCUGCCUGUCCCCCCAGCUUCUUCCCCAUCUCUGUGUGCUGCUGUGACCUGGACCCUGAGAAGCGGCCAUCCUUCAGCAAACUGGAGCAGUGGCUGGAAACCCUGCGCAUGCAUCUUGAGAUCCACCUGCCGCUGAGCUCGCAGCUGGAUCAACUCGAACGAGCCUUCUGGGAGACGUACCGGCGGGGCGAGAGUGGGCUGCCCACGCACCCUGAGGUCCCCGACAGAGCAGUGCACUCGCACGCCCUCUAAAACCGCACCGGUCCCUGGCGUGGGGACCCGAGCGCUCCUAUCUCUUGGGGCCGCGCUCUCGCAGCGCGCAGGGAGCGCGGCGCCGAAGAUGAGCAUCUCUUCCUGCCUACCGAUGGCCCCUGGGGCUGGGUCCCUGGGGCUCUCAGAAGGAGCAAGAGCCCUCAUCUCGCCUUCUCUGCAAGGACUGGUUUCGUUGCUCCCCAUCCUGUGUUUGCACCCCUUAUCCCUGGGAGCUGGCUCUCCCCGUGCCCCAACGUCCCGCGGACCCCGUCUCCCUGCCCGUGUCCCCGCCGGAUCCCUCGCGGGCGUCCGCUGGGGGCCCUUUGGACUGCACAGAACUGCACGUGGCCGGCGACCGGCCCGGUUUGUAUAUAGCCCCUGUACACAGCCCCCGCCGCCCGGAAAACACGGCGUGCCGGGAGCCAGAGAGCUGCCUGCAGCGCCGGCCCGCGGGGCCAGGGGGUGGAGGUGGGGGGCUGGAGCGCGGCCGUCGCCCCGUCCCCACGCUCGCUUUGUGACCGCACGGCCCCCCUCCACACACUCAGCACGCUCCGCGGGGCCCGGGGCUGCCCCGCGCGCCGGGGGUGCCCGGCCGCAGCGCCCGCACGAGUCCCGUGGGCUCCCCUGUACAGACCCGCCUCCCCUCGCAGUGGUGCCUUGGGUUUACGUGAACUUGCACUGCAACGCAAUAGGGAUCUCUCGUUUCGUUUGUGCGCGCUGCCGUCCGCCCCCAGCCCGGCGCCGGGCUGCACGCGCGUGCCCGUCUGUCCGUCCGUCCGUCCCGGCGUGCCUGGGGACAGCCUCGGAGCGGCACCGGUGCCUCGGCUGCGCCCUCUCGCCAGGCUGCUCCUGCCUGCCUCGUCCGUGCGCGAGCCGGGGCGCCGGGCCCCGGCCAUCUGUCCUGUGCUCAGCCGGGUCCCCGGUGCGUCUCGCGGGGGGACGGGGCGCGAGGACACGUCCCGUCUUGGCUCCUUUCCCGUCCACCGCAGAAGCGCCGCCAGACGGCCCCGGGGCCCUGCUGGCUCUGCCUCGGCGGCUUUGCGCCGAGCGGUGCUUUCCAUGCUCUUUAUUCAGGUUCCAUUUUCUGUAAGAUAUUUAAAGAGAAGAGUUUGUAUUAUUUUUUCAUACGAUUUAGAGUUUGCCAUUUGUCACUGCCUCAGUUCUGCUUACCGAAGGGAUGAAACUGUGAAGCGUCUCCGCGCACUUUUGCCCGGGAAGUAAAACGCGACGUCCUCCGUCGAGGCGGGAGGGAGAACUCGAAACUGUGAUGUAGCCGAAGUCGUGAGUCAAUAAAUCCUUCCCCGCUCCGCUG
Messenger RNA from Rhea pennata, 3351 nucleotides. It is a transcript of the gene LIMK1, whose product is annotated as LIM domain kinase 1. Gene Ontology annotation, biological process: actin cytoskeleton organization; positive regulation of stress fiber assembly; protein phosphorylation. NCBI's taxonomy places the organism in Eukaryota, Metazoa, Chordata, Aves, Rheiformes, Rheidae. Gene Ontology annotation, cellular component: nucleus; cytoplasm; neuron projection. Bases 51 to 2039 code for a protein of 662 amino acids. The record is from RefSeq and is a predicted model, not a curated record. Gene Ontology annotation, molecular function: protein serine/threonine kinase activity; ATP binding; protein binding. The transcript is spliced from 16 exons.